This is a messenger RNA of Somion occarium, 387 nucleotides long. The record is from the annotation of a GenBank genome assembly. NCBI's taxonomy places the organism in Eukaryota, Fungi, Basidiomycota, Agaricomycetes, Polyporales, Cerrenaceae.
AUGAUAAUGCCAGUAUUUUCUCACCCUCUUCCAAUGGAAUCCUCAAAAGAUAACUUCGAGCUUGUGGCUCGUUCAACGUUGAAUAAAACAGCACCUCGUUCACUUGAAUACAUGGCGAACCUGGACCAAGCUCCUGAAAUCAACAUUGCUUCACAAUUGACCACGAAAGCUGACCCACUUUUACUCAGAAGGUACCGGAAUAAACGAUUUGAUUGGAGAAACUUCAGUCCCUGGUCCCCUUUUUUAGGGUGCGGCGAUUCUUGUCCAUCUUCCAAAUCAAACGAGCCUCAUUCCCAUUCGUCUUGCACCCCAUCAGGUACUCACUCCAAGAAGUCCCGUACGAAGCAGAACACGCCUUACCCAUUCGUCACUGAAGAUCCUUCUUGA